Messenger RNA from Anthostomella pinea, 429 nucleotides. The record is from the annotation of a GenBank genome assembly. NCBI's taxonomy places the organism in Eukaryota, Fungi, Ascomycota, Sordariomycetes, Xylariales, Xylariaceae.
AUGACGCCCCUAAACCUGAUCUCCUUCCUGCUCAGCCUCUACCUCAUCGAAGACCACUACCAAGCGCAACGCUCCCAGGGCCACACGAUAUCCUCUCCCUCCUCCCGCUCCCGCUCCUCCUCCUCCGCGUCCAGCAACGGCAAGUCCGCAUUCGAGCUGAGAUACCCCUCCUGGCUGCACCGCCUGCUCUUCCGCCCGCAGCCCUACGAAUGGGUCGAAAACCAGCGGAAGCCGGCGCCGCCGAACCGCGACGAUGAGCGCUGGUACUACCACGUUUAUAAGCGCAAGGUCAUGCGCAUGGAGGCCACGGACGCGUUUGAGCUAAGGAAUACGGUGUUGUUGGGUUUGUGUUUGUUGGCGGUUGGUGGGGUUUGGGCGCUUUGGGGUGUUGGGAGGGGGGUUUGGGGUUGUGUGAGGGCUGGGCUGUGA